Messenger RNA from Thalassophryne amazonica, 687 nucleotides. RefSeq lists its product as uncharacterized. Gene Ontology annotation, molecular function: adenine phosphoribosyltransferase activity. The coding region runs from base 74 to 667 and encodes 197 amino acids. The record is from RefSeq and is a predicted model, not a curated record. The transcript has 5 exons. Lineage: Eukaryota; Metazoa; Chordata; Actinopteri; Batrachoidiformes; Batrachoididae.
ACUGAUCUGGAAGAGUCACAGGCCACUGUCCAGAUUGGCGCUGGACCUUCAAAACAGGCAGUGGUCUUCUAAAAUGGACGUGCACGCAGUUCCUGCAGACAGACAGAAAGCAUGGUAUUUGUCCCUCAUGGCACCCAACAUAAAAGGACCAACACACGCCUGGUUGGACCCAUCCAGAAUCUACUGCAACUCUCAGGCUUUGGUAGACUGUGUCCAAGACCUUCUUGAUCCAUUCCGCACUGAGCCCAUUGACCUCGUGGCUGGAAUUGAUGCCAUGGGAUUCAUUCUCGGAGCAUCACUUGCCACCACCCUUGGAAAAGGUUUUCUGGCGAUCCGCAAAGCAGGCCACCUUUGUGUCCCAACUGAACAGCAAGAGUACACUGACUACACGGGCUUGAAGAAGAACUUGGAAACCAGGCUGGAUGCCCUCAAACCAGGUCUGAGGGUUCUGAUAGUGGAUCAAUGGAUUGAGACUGGAGGCACCAUGAAGGCUGCGAUUCAUCUGGUGGAGAAGCUGGGAGGCACAGUCGUAGGUGUCGCAGCGGUAGCCAUUGAGAACACUGAAGGAGGGAAGUGGAUUAAAGAACGCUACAAAUUCUCACAGUGCAUCCCAGAAGAACUUCAGAACCAGAUCGAUCAGAAGUAUCUGGACUCCUUUAAAAUCUAAUCUGAAAAUGGCUGGUGUAU